GUCUCGGUGGUGAUGUCGGCGCUCAGCGACUAUGAGGGAGCUGUGAACAUGUUCAACGCGAGCAUGCGGACAGUAGAGUUUCAAAUCUUGAUUGUGCUCGGAACUGACACGUUCAGUCGCUUUCAGUCAGUGCUCACCGUCUGGGACCGAAACAGGACUAAGAAUGCAAUCUUGGCCUACCGCAUCUCCCUUGCUUGGGGAGCCACGGCGGGCUAUGCCCGCGCCGUCCAGUAUCUGACAGCGGAGCUGAACAAAACAAGAUUCAAAGGCCCGUCUGGAGGUUCCAUAAUGGGUUGCAUUGCAAAGCUUGGGGACAUGGGAGUGAACCUCCCACCCCAAUUCAGGGCAGACGAGCUCGAGGCACUGCUCGAGACGUGGGACUCACGGGCUUGCCCCUACCAGCAGCUGGCUCAAGUCAGCCGCAUCGAGUCGCUGCAGCGGGGCAUAUACCAGGGAAGCGUGCUGGUGGAGGCGAGGCAAACCUCACAACAACAGAGGCUUUUUAUGCCAACAGUCGCAGCCUGGCAUGCGGCCUCCUGGUUCGAGAACUCGUUUAACCCAAUAGAGUCCUUUCCUAGGGUCGCCAAGCUUCAGCACAUGAUGGGCGAAGCGUAUCGGGCCAAGUGCAAGGCGAUUGAAAGCGACAACGUAACACACAUGAAGCAAGCUGCGUCGUAUUUCACGGAGGUUACAGGCGCUCUUGGUGCUAUGCUAGCUAUUGUGAAAGGGCAUGAGAAGCUUCCACAGGCUCUCAAAACAAGCUGUGGAAGCUUCCUGGAUAUAGGCUUUAACGACUCACUGGCACAGGAUCCCGCCCUUGCAACAGCAAACAAGCACGAGGCACAACAAAAGCUCGAAAGUUUUCUGCGGGAAGCUCGAGAGCUGGGCAUCAAUCACUGCGGCACGUCGCCUUUCCUGGUCAUCAUGGCUCCCGCCAACUGCAUGGCCCUUGACUUUGUCAUCUUCCGCCGGGAAAAUGGAAGUUUAGUCGCCGUCCAAGUCAAGUCCAACACUCUGCUCAACCAAAAGGAUGUCGAAGAGCAGUCGAAGAAGCUGCACAAAGCAGCAGAAACGGUGAGGCAACGGAACGUGGAGUUUUUGGCGGUGCUUGGCUCCAAUUUUCCCAAAGGCUUCAUCGACGACCUAUUUUCGUUGCAGCAAGAAGACUUGGUGGCCCUCAUCCCACCCUUCCUGCGCCAUCUCUCAGGUCUUGCUGCUGGAGUACCAGGCCCUGACAGCGCCGAGUGA
Molecule: messenger RNA, 1248 nt
Organism: Symbiodinium necroappetens
Lineage: Eukaryota; Dinophyceae; Suessiales; Symbiodiniaceae
Source: the annotation of a GenBank genome assembly